AUGUCGGGACUCUCCCGCCUGCUCUGGGCCGCCGCCUGCCUGGCCGCGCUCUGUGUGCUGAACGCGGAGGAGAGCACGACUCACAGCAUCAUCCUGGCCCUGAACACGACUUCGGCGCCCCCCAACCACACGGCCACCACGCCGCCGCCGCCGCCGCCGCCGCCGCCGACCGUCGCGCCGCUCCCCACUCACGUACCAGAAAUCUGUGAUAACCACAACAGCUGUGCUUCCUGUAUUAAUGCUAGCAGUGAUAUUGCUAACACUACCUGCUUUUGGAUGGAAUGUAAAGAAGGUAAAAGCUACUGCUCACAUAAUUCAACAGUUACUGGUUGCGAGGUGGUGAAUAGUACAAAUUUCUGCUCUGUGCCCACCAUCUCUCCGUUGCCAACCAAUUCUACAGCUAAAACCACAACUAUGCCUUCCGUUUCUACUACAACUGCUACGCCAGGUUCAACUAACACAACUUUAAGUCCAACUUCACAACCUACGCGAAAGUCUACCUUUGAUGCAGCCAGUUUCAUUGGAGGAAUUGUCCUUGUCUUAGGUGUACAGGCUGUAAUUUUCUUUCUCUAUAAAUUCUGCAAAUCAAAAGAACGAAACUACCACACUCUGUAA
Molecule: messenger RNA, 615 nt
Organism: Pipistrellus nathusii (Nathusius's pipistrelle)
Lineage: Eukaryota; Metazoa; Chordata; Mammalia; Chiroptera; Vespertilionidae
Source: the annotation of a GenBank genome assembly